Molecule: messenger RNA, 1603 nt
Organism: Cicer arietinum (chickpea)
Lineage: Eukaryota; Viridiplantae; Streptophyta; Magnoliopsida; Fabales; Fabaceae
Cellular component (GO): catalytic step 2 spliceosome
Source: RefSeq, a predicted model, not a curated record
AGAGUAAAUAAAGUAUUGCAUGUGUUGCGAGGGUUUUGAAAGUUGCAAAGGCAGCGAGUUUGUUAGUUCCUCUAACAGAAUAGAAAUCACCAAUGGGGAGUACGGCGGCGGAGAAGACUGAACACGAACUUCGCAACGAGAUCGACGAGCUUCUUCGUCAACAGCGCGAGAUUACUGAAAGGCUUCGAGAUCCUCGCGGCCUUCGCAAAGCUACCUUCUCUGCUCCUCUUCCCCGCAACAAUUCUCUUCGCCAGCGUCCCUUUCUUCGUCCUGGUUUAGACAAUAAUGAUUCUGAAGAUCAACCUCCUGCUAAACGUCGACUUUCAUCCGCUGUUGUUAAGCUUGAGGAUGGGGAGAUUCCUGAAGAUGCUGAACAGAAUGCAAAGACGAAAGAUUUAGUUGGUGAAGGUGUAAAUGGGAAUGCUGCGCUUGGUCAGAGUGAUGGGAACCCUUUUGAUUCUCACCAAACUGGAUUCUCUAGAAGAGACGGCCAUCAAAGAAAUUCAAAGGCUUCUGAGAUUCCUACUACAGAACAUGUUCCGAGGAUAUUGCCCAAGAACGAGGACCCAAGCUUGGUCAAUAGGAACAGAAGAAUGCUAGGUCAGCUUUUGGGAACUCUGGAGAAAUUCAGAAAGGAAGACAAGCAACUCUCAGGAACGGAGGCUUAUAUGCGAAGAUCUAGUUCCUUGCAAAGAGCUGAGCAAAGAGCACGGGAAGAAAGUGAAAGGCUUAGGAAAGAAGAGCGCGAACAGAUUGCUGAAAAACGGAGGAGAGAUUUGACUCUUAGAGCACGUGUGGCUGCCAAAACAGAAGAAAAGAAAUUGGAGUUACUGUUUCUUCGGUGGAGUGAGCAUCGUAAAAGACUAAGCAAUUUUAUAAGGACUAAAGCAGAGCCUCCAAUCUAUUAUUUGCCUAACAAGCCCUUGGAUGAAGAAGAUGCUGGAUCAACUGAGAAGCGCAAAGAAGAGGAUUUCCUUGAAUGGAAGAAUGCAAGAAGAGAAGAAUUGUCUGAGUAUCAAAAACAAAUUGGGGACCAGUAUCUUGCCAAUGUCGAAAAGGAUUUGGAGAGAUGGCAGAACGCUAGGAAUGCUAGGAAAGUAAACAAUGACCAUAAUUUACAAGAAACUAUGGACAAAGAAUUGGAUAGUCAUAGGCUUGAGCAUGGUCCCAAGAAAAGAAAAAUCCCCGACGGAAGCAAUAACGAAGAUGAUGAUGAUGAUGUGGAAGAUAUAAAUGUUGGAGAGGAUGAUAUGAUGGAUGAUGAAUUAGAUGAUGAUUCUGGUAGAAGGAUUGAGGAAACUGUUAAGACGGAAGCAGGCAACACCAUUGCAGAUCCUGCUGCCGAUGCUGAUCAUGUAGAUCCAAAGUAAUGGCCAGCCCCGAUGCAUACAUCAAUUAUUUCAUGAGAUGUUACGUAUUGUAGUUUAUCCUUUGCUAUGCUAGGUUUCUGUAUUAAAAUUUUUUGUUUUAGUAUUUUUCUGUAAUGAAAUGAAUUUUCUCCACUUUUUCUCUUUGUUUUGUUGUGUUUGCUUUUUGUUCCCUUAACAAGCAAACUAAAAAUGUCUUCCUAUUUUAAUUUACGUGAGUUUCAAUCUGGGAUUUA